GAUGGUGUUUGGCUGUAGAGGAGAGGCGGUUGUCUUGUUAACUAUACAAGGGUUACUGUCAUCUGAAAUAAUUAUUUAGUUUUUAUUAACUUCAGGAUUUUACACUCGUAUGACUGAUGCCAAAUGGAAAAUCAGCGAUUUUACUCAGGGCAGGUGGGAGGCUGAGGAGCCUGGCCGUGCUGUGCAGGGCUGUCACGCCGGCUUGGUGCGUUCCCCAGUCGUGUUCCCCAACAAAGAGGUACCACAGUGAAAAUUAGCCAUCGCUGUUCAUCCCUGUUCAGAAGAUUGGCCACAGUGCUACUGAUGGCAGAUAAUAUCCCAUCGGGGCUGUUGGAGGCUUGUGUGGUUGUUGGAGCGUCUACCGAUUGUCUCAGGGAGCUAUGCCAGGGCAAAGAGAAAGCGUCCUCCCUCUUGGAGGCUGAGGUGUUGCAGGUCCACGCUCCUCCGUUUGUGGCUGAAGAAAGUGUCACUGAUGGUCAUGCCCCAGCCUUCAGCAGAGCCCAGAAAAGACGCUCCUUUUUGAAGAAGAAGAAGGAGAGACCUGCAGUGUCCGGCAAGAACGGGACCAAGAACAACAAUCCCGACAUCCACAUUGCAGAUGAUCUUAGCGUCCCUAAAGACAUCGAUCUCAUUGCUCUGCCCCAGCUCUGUUUCCCAGGUGGGCUGAGAGUAGCCAGUGAGAAUCAAGAAGACUCUUAUCACUUUCUGGUCUUCACGGAUGUAUUUGGAAACCAGACACAUGGCGUGGUGGUUCAGCAUUAUAAACCCAUACAGUUUUCCCUGGAUAUUGUUGCAUAUCAAAAUGGCCACCGUUCUUCCAAAGCACCACGUCUGUACACCCCCUUUGGAAUUUGUGUCAUCUCUAAAUACCCUUACUACAAUGCCCUCAGAGACUGCCUGUCCUCUUUCCUAGUUCAGCUGAAGACGUGCCGGAUGUCUGACUUUGAUGAGCAAGUAAAGGAAUUCUCUGCCAAACUGGCACUCGUACCCAUCCCACCACCUGGCCACCUGCAAGUGGCAUUCCGUUUGAAACCCCUGCAGAUCGUGCUUCCCCCUAGAGAGGACAUGGACUGGCCUGUCGUAGACCUGGACCUCCAUCUGCCCUUCCUGUGCUUUAGGCCAGAGCAGAUCUUACAGGUGAUCAGCAGCAUACUGACGGAGCAGAAGGUGGUGUUCCUCUCAUCGGACUGGGCCCGGCUCACGCUGGUGGCUGAGUGCUUCAUGCUGUACAUCCGGCCGUUACGUUGGCAGCAUCCAUUUGUGCCCGUCCUUUCCCAUGAGAUGCUGGACUUCCUCAUGGCUCCCACCGCCUACCUCAUGGGCUGCCACCUUGACCACCUCACGGAGGUGGUGGAAGAGAUUGAGGACCUGGUCCUAAUAGACAUUGACGAUGGAACAGUCACAUCAUCAUGUGCAGCAGGACUGCCAGAGAUGCCUGUGACUGCAUCGCUUUGUUUUAAAAGACAGGUGGAAGGCCUGCAGCUCCACUACGACCUGGAGAUGUGCCGACAGGGCAGCUCCAAUGACCUGUGGGAGCUACGGGCACACAGGAGGCAGUGGCAACAAAAGCUCAACUCUGACAUACUCAGUGUUACCCUCGAGCUCAUCGUCAACAUCUUCAGAGAUGUCCAUAAUCACCUGAACUACGAGCACAGAGUUUUCAACAAUGAGGAGUAUCUCAAGUCCCAAGAGCCAACAGAUCAGCAGUUUUACCAGAAGGUUUUAGAGACCCACAUCUUUCAUUCCUUCUUACGGGACCGUUUGAAUAGGAAGAUGGACACCUUCACACGCAUGGAGAUCAAAACUCGGCCAGAAGCUUACAGGUUGAGGACCAUGUCUGAUGCUCCACGGAGGCCUACCAUGCAGGAGAUGGCACGCAAGCGCAUGAGUCCGGACAUCCGGCUGAGGCUGGGCAUGAGCCUGCCCAACCUCCUGGAAGACCGCCCCUUCCUGGCUGGCCCUUUCCACCAUCUGUCCUUCAAAAAGAAUCCUCUGCUAAACGACAAGAGCAUCACAUGCAGGCCAGAUUUCAGGCUUCCCGCAAGGCCAGUAAAAACAUUCAAACUGCCGGAAUUCCCUCCACCGCUGGCUUAUCACUAUGUUCAGAACUACUACUGCGAGCUCAUUGGACUUCUGAGCAAGGCCAUCGAUGUGGCGACGCCAGACGACUCCGCCCUGCUGGCCCGCUACUACUACCUCCGCGGCCUGGUGAAUUCGGUUACUGGGAAACGGUUGGAGGCACUGACCGACUUCCAGAGCCUUCACAGGACGGACAUGGACGUGUUCCCUGCCGAUAUGGUGGCGUCACUGGUGGCUUCGCUCCAGCCGGACGAGCGGGUGGUGGCGAUGCAGCGGCCCGAACUGAAGCGGCUGAUCAGUCAGGCGCAGCGGAGCAGCGGUGGGCAGGCACAGCCGAACGACGACGACGACUCGGUGAAGAGGUUCGAGCUGCCGCGUACGCACAUGCACCUGGAAGACUUUGUGCGCCGUGUCCAGGAGUCGGGCAUGGCCAAGGACACCAGCACCAUCCGGCGCCUGUUUGAUGCUCUAACCGUAGGUUUGGAACCUGCCGUGAAGGUCUUAGCCCACUCUGUUUUUUACCACGAUUCAUCUCCAGAUGGUCAGCAGAAGCAGGUGGACCCUGAGGUCUUCCGCAUCUUCUACACCAUCUGGAAGGAGACAGAGGCAGUGGCGCAGGAGGUGGACCUGCCGGCAGCCGUGCUUGAGCGGCUGGAGCCCAACGAGUGUGUCUACAAGCUCUCGUCAUCUGUGAAGACUAGUCACGGUGUGGGCAAGAUUGCCUUGACCCAGCGGCGCCUCUUCCUGCUCACCGAGGGACGCCCGGGUUAUGUCGAUGUCACCUGGUUCCGAGACAUUGAGGAAGUGAAGAUCUCCUCUGCACCUUUGCUGUUGAUGAGGAUUCCCUCUCUGAAGAUCAAGACCAGGCCGAGGAGGGAGACGUUCGAGGCGAACCUGAAAACCGAAUGCGAGCUGUGGCACCUGAUGAUCAAGGAGAUGUGGGCAGGGAGAAAAAUGGCAGACGAACACAAGGACCCUCAGUACAUGCAACAGGCCCUAACAAAUGCCCUGCUGAUGGACGCUGUGGUUGGCUGCCUCCAAUCUCAGAAGGCUAUUUAUGCUGCUUCAAAACUGGCACACUUUGACAAGAUGAAGCGGGAAGUGCCGAUAAUGGUCCCCAAAACUACCUCUGAGACCCUGAAGCAUAAGAUCAACCCCUGCCUGGACCUGACCUCCCCCCAAGCCGUGGAUAUCCUCUUCUAUACUCCAGGACAGCUGGGCAUGGCCUCCGCGGCAGCCGGAGGCGGACACCCGAAACUCUGGUGCGCUCUGAGCGACGGGACGGUGGUGGUGUUUGAUGCCGCCACCUGGUCCAUACAGCAAAACUGCAUUCGUGUUGGGUCCUCGCGCCUGAAUUGCAUGCUGGGAGUGGAGGAGCAGCAGUUAUGGAUUGGCUCUCAGGACUCUAUCAUUUACAUAAUCAACACCCACAGUAUGUCCUGCAAUAAACAGCUAAGGGAGCACCGUGCUGAGGUCACCAGCCUCGCCUUGGAAGAUAGGUCUGAUAAAUAUAGCCAUGUGGUGGCGUACUCGAGCAGUGCAGAGGGCACAGUGAUCGUGUGGGACGUGGCUACACUGCAGGUGAGACGCCACUUCAGACUGGCGUGCGACAGACUGCACUCCAUUCAGCUCCUCGACGGGAGGCUAUGGUGCUGCGCACAGGACAGCGUGAUGGAGGUGCGUCGAAAUGGCACAGUGCACCGCAGGAUGGCCCUCCCAGAUCACCUGCGGGUCUGCCCCAGCUCCUACACCAGCUUCCUGGUGCUUAAUGAGAGGGAGCAGGUGUGGACAGGCUGUGCGGGAGAAAGCGAGCUGUGCGUGUGGCACCUUGGUGACCUGAGCAGGCCCUUCAACAGGAUCCAGCUGCCUGAAUCCUCAGGCGUCAUUUGCAUGAUCAGGGUCAAGAACCAGAUCUGGGUGGGUUGCAACGGCCCUGGCGGGGGGAAGUCUCGUGGGAAGAUCUACGUGGUAGACACAGAGCGCCACCGAGUGGAAAAGGAGCUGAUGGCUCAUUCAGACUCUGUUCAGACUCUGUGCUCGGCUGAAGACCGAUACGUCCUCAGCGGUGCAGCUGGUCAGGAUGGAAAGAUCGCUAUCUGGAAAGUAGAAUAGCAGAAAAGAGUGGAAAAUGCGAGCUCAGACUUCUGGAAGUAACACGGGGCCCUUGCUGCCUAACCACACAAACAGACAUAAGGACAUUGUGGGUAAAUGAAUAUGCUUCACUAACAGCAUAUUGCCUAAUUAUGCAUAUUGCAUAAUUGCUUAAUUGCUUCUCCUAACAGAUGCUCCAAGCAGAGGAGCCAAGGAAAAAUCUAAAGUAGUAAUGUGAAGGAUGAUGGUGCUUCUAAUCACCAUUGUCCCUUAAAAAAUACAUGAAGGGGUUGAUAUGAAGGACAUGCAUUUUUUCUACUGCAAUUUGAAGUCAGCCUGUUUUUACAACAGAAACAACUCCUUCCCCUGUACUGUGCUAGUAUCUUGUGAUGGUAUCAGUAUUUACAUAAACUUGGCCACAUGUCCAAUAGUUGAAGGGCAGUUUUUGCAUCAUUAUAUUUACUGUUUGAAUAGAAUUUGGCCUUUGGUUUAUAGAAAUAGACCUAUAAAGUGCCAUGUUUUUGGUAACUCGAUUUAUUUUAGUUAUUGCACACAUUUUAAUGACUUUUGUUUUAGUAGCCACAGCUUUUGCAGCAUUGUAUUUAGGUUUUUAUAUGCACACACUUGUACAUUACCAUUUGGAAGGUUUGAUACCAUAUAAAAGAUUUUUUUCCUCA
Molecule: messenger RNA, 4847 nt
Organism: Electrophorus electricus (electric eel)
Lineage: Eukaryota; Metazoa; Chordata; Actinopteri; Gymnotiformes; Gymnotidae
Gene: dennd3a
Product: DENN/MADD domain containing 3a
Biological process (GO): regulation of Rab protein signal transduction
Cellular component (GO): cytoplasmic vesicle
Molecular function (GO): protein binding
Source: RefSeq, a predicted model, not a curated record